GCGCGCAUAGGAAGGAAGGGAAGGAAAGGAGCUGAGGCAAAUCAGUCGCCAAGCGGAGCCCAAGACAGCGGAUGAACGGAGCCGAACGUGUGUGCUUGUCGCCCUUGUCGUUUUUUUACAGCAGCUCAAAGCGGCGUCCGGCAGCCCCGAAACCCGCCCGAAAAUGAUCUUCAAACUCGUCCAUCUCCUCGGGGUGCUCGUCUGCGGCGGCCAAGCCGCCCUGCAAGUGUCUAUAUCCUUGAACAAAGUGGAGUUAAGUGUCGGAGAAUCCAAGUUCUUCAUCUGCACAGCUAUCGGCGAGCCGGUCAAGUUGGAGUGGUAUAACCCCCAGGGCGAGCGCAUCGUGGCCUCUAAGCGAAUGGCGCUCCACACAGAAGCAUCCAGAUCCAAGCUCGUUAUUUAUAAUGCCAUCAUCGAAGAUGCGGGUAUCUACCGCUGCCAGGCCACCGAUGUCAGUGGUCACACUGAGGAGGCCUCCGUUGUGCUGGAGAUCUACCAGAGGCUGACAUUCCAGGAUGUUCAGUCACCGCAGGAGUUCCGCUAUGGUGAGACAGCAGAAGUUGUGUGUGAUGUCAUUAGCUCCCCGGUGCCCGUGGUGGUGUGGUACUACCAGGACAAAGAGAUCACUGAGGAGCACCACAGCAGGUUCCAGGUGUUGCCAAACAACAACCUGCAGAUCCAUCAGGUGACCAAGGCUGACGAGGGUGUGUACCGCUGUGAAGCCAGCGUAGAGGCACGCGGGGAGAUCGAUUUUGUGGACAUUGCAGUGGUGGUCAAUGUCCCUCCAGUGUUGUCAGUGUUCCAGCAGUCCUUCAAUGCCACAGCUGACUACCAGGAAUCUGUCACCUUUACUUGCAUCACUUCUGGAUCUCCGGACCCCAUAGUCACAUGGCACAGGAAAGGGCAGCAGCUGGAGCCAUCGGACCAGUACAUUUUGAACAGGCUUGAUGGCGGGCGGAGCAUGUUAACCAUCCGCAACAUCCGGCAGGGUGAUGGAGGCACCUACUCCUGCAGAGCCACCAAUAAGGCAGGAUCCCAGGAAAGAGAGCUCUUCCUCAAAGUGUUUGUCCAGCCCCAUAUCACCCAGCUGAAAAACGUGACAGCCGUAGAGGGCAGCGCUGCCAUGAUCUCCUGCGUGGCUGAGGGCGAGCCUCUGCCUGACAUUUCCUGGAGAAGAGCCAGCGACGGUCAGACCUUCGUGGACGGAGACAAGAGCCAGGAUGGGAGGUUUGAAGUUCGUGGGCGUCACGGCAAGUCGGUGCUGACCAUCAGCGGCGUGAGGCUCUCCGACUUGGGUCGAUUUGACUGCGAGGCACUCAGCAGGAUUGGAGGUCAUCAGAAGAGCAUGUUCCUGGACAUUGAAUAUAUACCAAAGUUCCUGACCAACCACACCGUUUAUUAUUCAUGGGAGGGAAAUCCGGUGAACAUCAGCUGCGACGUGAUGUCCAACCCACCUGCCACCAUGCUGUGGAGGCGAGAGCGCUUCACUAUCUCCACAGAGGGAACCGCCAACAUGAGGGUGCACAGCGCCGAGGGCAAGUCUGUGCUGGAGGUGACUCCUAUGUCCGACAGAGACUUUGGCCGCUACAACUGCACGGCCAGAAACAACAUUGGAGUUCGAUACCAGGAGUUCAUUUUGGCCCAGGCAGUUGCGCCAUCGAAUCCAUACUCAGUUCGUCUGUCAGCUGUCUCCCAGCGCCUAGCGACCGUAACAUUUAUGAAGCCAGACUCUCAUGGAGGCGUUCCCAUCAACUACUAUCUGGUCCAGUACAAGGAGGUGGGCUCACAGGACUGGAGGGAUGUCAAGUCACACAGUGUCCAGACCACAGUUGUGCUGACAGGACUGGAGCCCAACACAACAUACGAGGUUCGAGUGGCAGCUGUCAACGGAAAGGGCCAGGGCGACUUCAGCCACACGGAAACCUUCCAGACCUUACCCAUCCGAGAGCCGAGUCCGCCAGCAGUCCAUGGGCAGAGGGACAUGGGCAGGGCCUACAGGCUGGGGCUGGUCAAGCAGGACGACGGAGGGAUGCCCAUUGUGGAGUAUAUAGUCAAGUACAAGACUGAUAAAGAGGAACAGUGGAUGACCAAGCUCGUUCCAGGUGCGAAGGACCAUGCCUUGCUGCACCCGCUCCAGUGGAACACGAGAUAUGAAGUGGAAAUCACAGCGCGCAACGUGAAAGGCCUGUCGGAGCCCACCUUCUAUCAGUUCUUCAUGCCACAGAAACCUGACAUUACAGCAGAAUCCCUGUUCAGCGGUCUGGGGCUGGGGGCGGUGGUGGGCCUCGGCCUGGGAGCGCUGCUGCUGCUCCUCGUGCUGGUGGACAUCAGCUGCUUCUUCCUGCGUCACUGCGGCCUGCUCAUGUGCAUCACGCGCACCCUGUGCAGCAAAAAAACAGCCACCAGCGGCAAGGGCAAAGAAAUCGAGGAGGGGAAGGCCGCCUAUCUGUACACCUACAACAGCCGCCCAGCCACCCUUUCAACCACAGAAGCUACCGCUGAAGGAAGAAAAUGGAAGAGAGGUUCUCAAGCCGGAUACGAUUGAAAUCAAAGUGCACAGUGACAACAGCAUCCACACAAAGCCCGACGACAGCAAAGCGUAAAAGGGUCGGUCCUCCCGCCGCCAAAAGAACAUUCGGAUCACAAGACCAAAACCCAGAGAAACUACAACACUGGAAAAUAGUGGAGUAAAAUACCAUAUCUGUUUAUAGCAAUGCCCCAGAGAAAGGCAUGUGUAAAUACAAAAAAUAAUAGAGAGAAAAUAGAAAGGAAGAAAGUGUCAACCUUUUAGACACCCUGAGUGAUUAAUGUAUCAUGUUCUUACAAACAUGGCAUCAGUGGAAAGCUCUUGUUGAUCAAUGAUUGUAUAUUAUUUUCUGCCUUAAGUAUUAUUUCUCAGAUUCUGGGUUUUGUUUUUUUUUUGUUUAUUUAUUUGUCUGUUUUACACCCCACAUGGGAUUUUCAUGCAGUUGAAAGGUGUUUCUAGCACUCUCCUCUUUGAUGUCUCUCAAAAAAGACAAUCACCAGCGGAGGCAUAAGCUGGUACGCUGGUGUGCCCCAAAUAUCUCAAUGCUAAUGCUUUUUUUUGUCUUUGUAAGAGCAAUGCAUGGGCUGACCUUCACUGCAGGAUGUCACAGUGAUUUAAGCCUGUUUCCAUGCCUGAAUGUUACUCUACAACAUCCUUUUUAUGCCUGUGAUAGCCAAGCUAGGUGCCUAGCUUACAAAGACAAAUUCUCAGUUAUUGUACUUUAAGCUAGCAGGCUUCGCUAGCAUUUCUACCUGAAACAAUAUUAAUUUUUUCCAGAAGACUUUAGGCCUAAUAUUUGGUUUGGUUUGAUUUCAGAAGGGCUUUUGCGACUCUUUAUAAGUACUCAACAGUAUCCAAAAAUCACAAGAAGGAAGAGUGUGUUGCAGUCUAUGAAGUAUACAGUACAAAAACCACACAUGUGCAUUGAUGUCACUGUUAGCAAAGCCUUUUAAAUUGACGCCGAAUAUUGUUGGCGCUCUUCAGGCGUCUCACUCUCUAACAAUGUGCGCAUAAGAAUGUUUUAUUCAUCAGCUGCAUACACCGUAAUGUGUCGUAUAUUGUUGCCAGAGGUUAGCCGCACUGCAAGUCAAUUUACACUUUGGUAUACAAUGAGUAAUGAAAAAAUUAUGUUAAUGUGUUGAAAGGCGUCCCCGUGAGUGCCCUGACCAGUAAUCUUUGCUAUCUGUAAAAGCAGAAGUAGCAGCAAGGUACCACUCAAGGCAUGGGAACAAAAGAGAAAAGGUAUGCUCGAGAGAAAUAAAUCAACAUUUACGUCAUGUCUGUUUUAAAUGAUAAACUUUGGUUUCUUUGAUUAUUCUUGCCUCAGAUUGGCCUCUGAUGCCGUUUUUCUUUCUUUGGUCUGGUCACUAUUCUCUCUGAUGUUGUCACGUGUUGUACAUAGAUGAAAAAAAAAGAGUAUUUUACAAAGCUUUUAUGUAAAUAUACCCUAAAGGAUGUGUCCUUUUUUCCAAAUGCAAAAGGCUUGGCUUUUUUUUUUCUUUUUUUUGUGAACACUCCUUGGAUGAAAAGCUGUUGGCUGUUUUUUUUUUCUUUUCUUCUUCUUUUUUUUUCCUUCUCUUGUGUUUUGGUCCAAAGUUCAGUGAUGGUGUAAUAUUGUUUUUUCCUAGUCAUUUGCUUUCCCUUAAGAAAAACCCAUGUCCUGAGGCUAUUUCACAGCAUUUCAAUGGAGGCAGUAAUUACGGCAUUAGUGUGCCUUCUCUUUUUCUUUUCUUUUUUUUUAACCCCCCCCCCCUCCCUUUUGUGGCCCAAAGUCGCUGUAGCAGUGUAGACCAACAAGUGAACUUUUGAUCAAAGCUUAGCUGCUUUGUGCCACAGAAUGUGUCAUAAGAUUGAAUUGUAUUGUGAUGCUGUGGUUUCUGGGAAACGUAGUCAUAGGGUUGUGGGUUCUAAUCACCGACACUGGACAGGAACGGACGUGUGCAACUACCUAGUACAACUAGAUGUCAGGUCGAGGCUGUUGAGUGGUCUGAUGGCAUCACAUGAAUCAUUACAUGACUGUGUGUGUGCGCAUGUAUGUGUGCAUACAUCCAUGGGUAACUACACUCGUCUACAUGAGUCAGGUUGCAUGUAUGUCCGCUGAAUGUAUCUGCACGUACUGUAAGUUAAUCCAUUUGUAUGUUUGCGAGGAUGUGUUCCCAUUUUUACUGUUUUUUUGUUUUUUUUCAAUUUUCCACAAUAAGAGUCUCCAGAUUCCAAACCUUACACUACAUUAAAGAGUUAAGUGCUAUUCUGGCAUUUAUUAUAUUUAUUUUUUAAUGUUGUUACCUAUUUAUAAUAAAGUGCGAGUACACUUUCCAUCUCCAUGGUGCACCAUGUGGCAAGCGAAGGUGAUGAUGCGAAGGUGAUGAUGACCACAUGCCAAGUGUGAAUGUCAGAGUGCUCUAAGUGCAUGGAGUGUUUCCUUUUUAAAACAUUUUUUUAAACCGUGGUGCGAGUUGGCGAGAGCUCUCACGCCGAGUUCCGGGGUGUGCUCUGAUAGUUAAAACCUGAUUAUGUAGCUCUCGACAGUGAUUAAUUCCCUAGGCUGCAGCACUCCUUCCAUGUGUCUGCCAGCCCCCCUCCUGUCCUCCCCACCUGCCCCCCUCUCCACCACUGUUCCCUGCCUCUCAGACUCCACUGGUUUUUAUCUCAGACUUACGUAGUGCUGGCUUUGUUUUCUCACGGCGAGCCCUUGUACCUGCAUAUCUCUAAAGGAUGGUCCUGCCAUGGAGUGGUUCCGCUGCCUGUUACGAUCACUGUAAAUAUGGGAGCACAGUGCCUGGGGGCUAUACGAUUUGUACAUGUUCUUUUGUAUUUGAAUAUAAGUCUAACCCCCCACCCCCCCACCCCUGUCCUUCUUCUCCUCUGGUCCCUCCUCUCCUCCCCUCUCUCGUCCUCCUUUCCUCUCUGUCUCCUCCAUCAUCCAUCAGCCCUUUUUUCUGUAAAAGGGGGGUUAAAAAAACAGGUGUGUUUGAGCUCAGUGUACAGUAUGUGUCCUCUUUGUCCCCAUGCUCCCCGUGUCCCUUGGACUGUCCCCGCUGAGUGUGCUUUGUGCAGGAGGUGGGAACUAUUGAUGUCUCUCUGUACGUACCUGUGGAACACUUGUGACUCCUAUCAUUGGCCGCUGUAAAUAAACAUGUCCUGGUAGAAGACAGCGAGA
Maylandia zebra (zebra mbuna) is the source of this 5687-nucleotide messenger RNA. It is a transcript of the gene ncam2a, whose product is annotated as neural cell adhesion molecule 2a. The record is from RefSeq and is a predicted model, not a curated record. Gene Ontology annotation, molecular function: protein binding. Lineage: Eukaryota; Metazoa; Chordata; Actinopteri; Cichliformes; Cichlidae. Gene Ontology annotation, biological process: axon guidance; cell-cell adhesion. Gene Ontology annotation, cellular component: axon; plasma membrane.